Messenger RNA from Aegilops tauschii subsp. strangulata, 1200 nucleotides. The record is from RefSeq and is a predicted model, not a curated record. NCBI's taxonomy places the organism in Eukaryota, Viridiplantae, Streptophyta, Magnoliopsida, Poales, Poaceae.
AUGUCGCGCACCCGGGCCACCCACACGGCCCUCACUGCCGGUACCCGCGACGGUGCGCCACCCACCGGCCCGGCUCCCCCGCCCCGGGCCCCUUCCAGGCGCCGCCGCCGCCCGGGUUUCCCUACCCGCCGCCGCAAGCCCCCCCCUCCCCCGCCGAGCAGCAGCAGCGCCGGGGCGGGCGCCGUGGUCGUGGUGGCCGCAAACAGUAGCAGCAGCCGGCUGCACACGGCGGGGCAUCACGCCAGCAGCAGCAGCAGCAGCUCCCGCCGGCGCCCUGGCAGGCCGGCUAGAACCCUUGGACGGGGGUCGUUCACGCGUACUCCAUGCCUGUACCGCGCGCCCCCGUCCUCGGCUUCUUCGGCGCCCACCCGGCCUCUCAUCAGGCGCUUCACGCGGCCCCUCAGCCGUACCCGCCCGCGCCGCUCUGCGGCCUAUGGGCUGCCUUCAGUCGGUGGGUUCGCGGCGCUGCCGCCACAGCCGCUGCCGUCGGCCCCGGCCCUCCCGCCGGCGCCUUGGGACCCUGCGCUUCUAGCAGCCCUUCACACCGCCCCCACGCCGCAGCAGUACACUGGCGGUGGCGACUGGUAUAUGGACGCCGGAGCCACGGCUCACAUGGCCGCCAACCCCGGUAACCUUCUUACCGCUCACCCCAUUCACACCGCUGCUCGCAUCACCGUACCUUCGGAUGUUGCGGCUUUGCCCGCUCCCGGUGAUGGCCGCUCGCGUGCUUCUCUUGGGCCGCCUCCCGGUUUUGAGGGUGCCCCCCCGCGCCACGGGUUGAGUUUCUCCCCGGCUGGCUGCCUUAGGGGCUGCACCCCCUCCCUCCUGGCGCCCGCGACGCCCUUGGCGUCCCCCGCCCCGACCACGCCGUCGGCCUCCCCGGCGGCCGUGACGCCUCCCGCGUCCCCUGCGCCCUCCUCGGUGUCCCCCGCGGACUCGCCCGUAGCCUCGGAGGUGGCGGGCUCUUCUUCGUCAUCGCCCGCCGCCACCCUGGACUCGCUGCCCUGCCCGAUGACUCGCUCUCGGGCUGGCACUUUCCGCCCGAGCACGCGGUACAUCAGUGAUGAGUACCUUCUCGCUGCUUCCGUCUAUGAGCCGUCCCCUCUCCCAUCGUCAGCUCGAGCCGCCCUUCGGGAUCCUCAUUGGCUCGCUGCUAUGCAGGAAGAGUUCAACGCGCUCCAGCGGAACCGCACCUGGUAG